Kalmanozyma brasiliensis GHG001 is the source of this 2196-nucleotide messenger RNA. Its product is annotated as Pleckstrin homology-like domain protein. Bases 1 to 2196 code for a protein of 731 amino acids. Lineage: Eukaryota; Fungi; Basidiomycota; Ustilaginomycetes; Ustilaginales. The record is from RefSeq and is a predicted model, not a curated record. The transcript has a single exon.
AUGUCGCAGGAUCUGUCGCCCGCCAACGCUUCCGAAUCAAGCGCCCCAGCUGCCGCCCACCAGCCAGCAAUCGAUUACAGUGCCUCCUAUCGAAAUCACGACAGCCUCCCAACUUCAGUAAGCUCUCCGGCCACCCUUGCAGAUCAAACUGAAGCCGCCAGCCCGGGGAUCAUGAUCGACAUCGGACCGACUCUGGACUCGCCAGCUUCGAGUGGGGCACCUUCACUUCGCGAUCAGUCGACUCCGAGACUGACCUGCGAGAGAGAGCUUCCACCUGUCCCGACUGCCGCUGAAGGUUUCUCAGACACCGCAUCAAAUGCAGCCGACACGGCACAAGUUGCUUUGGAAGGGCCUCUUCAGCCUUUCACUCUGAGCGAUGUCAAGCGAAACAAGACAUUGCGACGCUACGCCCGACGCCUCUCAGACGAAGAGAGGAAGCAGCUCUCGAACGAACAAGAGCGUCUCCGUGCCGACGAGAUCAUCAGGGAUCAAGUCAUGAAGCAACUACAAGCCGAGCAGCAGGACCUGCUUAAGCCUCCAACCCCUCGUACUCCACGACGCGCGGUGACGCCUCCGCUUGCUCCUCCGCCUCCUUUCGCUCCUCCUCCGGUCCCUCCAUCCCCUUCAGGCUCUGUGGCUUCAUGUCGCCCCUCCAUCAGCAGCAAGUCGCUGCGAAGCGUUUACAAAGCUGCUCAUGCGGAGCGCGGUAGCUCCUCUCGCCGAAAGAGGAGUGGCACCGUCGGGGCCGUGAUGCAACGACCGCAGCAGCGUCCACCGAGCAGCCCGAGCCACAGUGUGAAACAUCCUCCAUCGCCAAGAACGCUCGAAGCACGCCCGAGAACUUCCGAGGCUCAGGAGAGCAUCCGUAGCAGCGCUCAGUCUUCGCAGCUUUGGGAGUAUGCUGAAGCAGCGAGCUCACGCAACUCGUUCGUGAGCUUAUACAGCCAGAUUUCUUACAUCAGCUACGCCGAUUCGCGCUCAAAAGCUCGCAAAUCUUCGGCGACCGAGCCGAGUGCAAGCAGAACGCCAGCCAGUCAAACCUCGUACGAGAGCUCAACAACUUCGAACGGACACGAGGCCCCGGUCCAGUCAUGUCCAGCAUCAAGCUCGCAGGGAAGCGUCAGCUCGUCCUCGAACUUGGACAAGGAGCUGCCUACACCGCCUUUGAGCGAUGACGGAGACAGCUCUGUGGGCGCGGUAUCAUCUGACUGGCUGUCUCGUGUGCCAGCAAUGUGGAACGUGGUUCGAUCGACGCCUGUGGUGGGGAUGUCGCACAGCGCAAGCAGCUUCGAGCAAGCGCAGACGCGAGGUCUGCGGGAACGACUCGUCCACACUGUCAUGUCCCCGGGAACAGCCGAGCCAUCGAUCCGGGUCGCUAAUCGAGAAGCCAAAAUCGAAACACUGCGGCUUUCGGGCAUCGAAACGGGCUAUCAGGAGGUGACGGUGGCCGAAGCGGUACGAAGGGCCAAGUGGGCGAGGGAGCAGGCGGCGCGCAACCAGCUGGACGCAUACGAGCGAAGCAAGCUGGAAGCGGACGAGAAGCGGCGCAGAAGGGCGGUGGAGCAGCAGCGGCUUCUCGACCGCGAGCGAGCCAUGCGCCGACGGGAGGAGCAGGAGUGGCGAGAGCAGCAAGCGGAACGCCUCGAGCAGGAGCACGAGAUUCAGAGGCGAGUGCAAGCGGAGCGAAUCGCAAAGCUCAGAGCCGAAGCAGAAGCCAAAGAGCAGCUUGAUCGAGAGCUCAGAACCAAGCAAGCGGCCCGGGAAAGCUAUCGCCAGGGGCGUUUGCUGGAGCUCACAACAGCGUUGCGAAACGAGAACGAAAUGGACGCCGAGGCGCGAGCUUCACCGAUCUUGAAGGGAUGGCUGAACCUUCAGCUCGAGGGCGAAGUGCAUUGGAAGCGGCGCUGGUAUGCAGUGACAGGACGACAGCUCAUCCUCUCUCGCUCGGCCACGGACCGCAGUCCGAAGACAACCAUCCCCCUAGAUCCGACCCGCCUGAUCUCUGUCAGCGAUCAGCACGAAGAUGGGACCAUGGACCGAACCUUGAUGCUCGAGGUGCAGCAGAGUGCGAGCGACGACCGUGCUUCGGGUCUUGUUUCAGAGAGCACAGCGAAGCGAUCCUACACUAUCCACCUAGAUACUCGAGAUGCCAAGGAGGAGAUAGAACUUGUCAUCGAAGCCAUUGCCAGCCUUUAG